ACGGUCAUAAGAUCUAUCUUCCGAAAUUGUCUGGGUAUAACAUCAGCAGUAGUUUUUUGGUAGUGGAUUUAGUUCAACACCGAUCAACGACUUAAGCUUAAUGGGAAAUAAUUCAACCACGCCACAAGACAUUUGUCGACCAAUUCCCCCAUCGUCAGAUGUAUUUUCUUCAGACAUAGUGAACGCGUGGGGAGCUGGUGGAGUCAUCGUCCUUCUAAUACCAGGAAUAUUGGCAUUGAUCUCUAUUGGAAUAUAUGCAGAAGAAAUAUACUAUGUCAUGCUCAAAUCGAAUUCAAAGCCGCUGCGUAAUGCACUUCUGUGGAUUCUAAGCACGUUUCCGGCAAUCAUGACUAUUGCACUUAUUGGUAUGUUCGUUCCUCGAGCGGUCGUGGAAGUUGGUUUCAUGUACAACAUAUAUGUAGCCUACGCAAUAUACAAAUAUUACUAUUUGAUCAUUGUGUUUGCUGGAGGAACGAAGCCGUUUGUAGAAAAAAGUUGCGUAAAAGAAAUAGGAAUGAAUGCGGUUCCCUGUCCAUGUUUGGUGUGCUUGCCACCGAUCAGAAACUCUGUGCGUGUCAUAGAAAUAGUAAAAUGGCUAAUUCUUCAAUACGUUGUUAUUACACCUCUUUGUGGCGCGAUUGCUGUCAUACUUAGGGCGGAUGGAAAAUAUUACAAAGUCAACGAAGUAAGCCCUUCAGUUUAUUUAUCUUUAUUCAGUGCAAUUUCAACAUUAAUUUGUAUUUAUGGAAUCAAGUUAUUAUUCAAAUUCACAGUCGUAAUUGAAGGAAUGGAAGACACUCACGCGAUACGAGGCAAAACAGCGUGCAUACAAUUGACAAGUUUUAUCGUUGGUUUCGAAGCUUUGAUCUUCAAUAUAAUAGCUCAAGUAGGCUGGAUUCCUUGCGUAUAUCCAUUGAAUUUUCUCAGCAAUCGGAGAGUCAUCUACAAUUACUUCGUCAUACCUCAAAUAUUUUUUGUCGGGUUCCUUGGACGUCAUUACUACAGACGGUCAAAGGACAUUCAACGACAAGUCGUGUUGCAUGAUGACCUCACCAUUGCGGUGGAUUAUUCCGGUAGAUCCUGCCUAGUGGCCGACGCAACACUGCAAUCAGCGAGAGAGCAUGAUGGUAUUAUUGUGGAACAAAGGCAAUCGUACCAUGGAACUGACAAUAUACCCUCCUUGGACAAACAUUCUCCGGGGGCAGAAUUUUCCAAUUUUGAAACGAAGAGCCGAACAUCUAGUUAUAGUUUAGGAAAGCACUCCAUGCCCAUGGGUCUAGAAAAUCCUCAUACAAGUAGUAUUGUCCACGGCGAACAAGACAUAUCCAGUCAAGUAUAACUGAGAAAAAAGAAUUAUAUAUAUAUACUGUUCAUAUAUGUGUGUGGUUUCUUUUUUUUCAACUUGUAAUGAACGUCAAUUAGUAUGAAUGAAGAAUGCUAAAUAUACCAAUUGUGAAUGACAAGAUCUUGUCAUUCUUAGGCUACUAGAAUUAAAGAAAUAUUACAGUGCUUCUUUUAUAAACUGGACAUGGCUAAGAAAUGACUAGACCAAAUAAUGAAGAAAAUUUUCAUUCGUAUCUUAUUAACUGAUCAAACUGUAAACGAGAAUAUC
This is a messenger RNA of Styela clava, 1612 nucleotides long. Its product is annotated as organic solute transporter subunit alpha-like. NCBI's taxonomy places the organism in Eukaryota, Metazoa, Chordata, Ascidiacea, Stolidobranchia, Styelidae. The record is from RefSeq and is a predicted model, not a curated record.